Hibiscus syriacus is the source of this 1752-nucleotide messenger RNA. Its product is annotated as IQ domain-containing protein IQM1-like. Lineage: Eukaryota; Viridiplantae; Streptophyta; Magnoliopsida; Malvales; Malvaceae. The transcript has 8 exons. Bases 42 to 1643 code for a protein of 533 amino acids. The record is from RefSeq and is a predicted model, not a curated record.
GCACAGGGUUGUUGUCUUGUAAUAAUUCUAAUUGAAGGCUUAUGGGAUUGUCGCUUUCCUUGCUUCUCUCUGCCUGGCAACAAAUUCUAAGUCACAGGUUUUUCGAUUUGGCUUACAAUGUUAGUCUCAGUUCUAAAGAUGGGGAGGUGACCUUGAGGGUAAACAGCUUCAAGAGAACAGAUUCGGAGACCACAACCAACUCGGUUUCUGGGUCGGACAAGAUUCAAAGGAAAACUCCAUUAACAUUGAAAACUAGCAAAUCUGAUGAGAGAAAUAUAGUGCUUGAGAAAACUUUUUCAUUCAAGAAUCUGGUUCAAGACAAAAGGAAGCCAUCGGGUUCUAGUGCUUCGAAUGGGUUGUUGCAUAAGCCAAUGCCCACGCUUUCACUGCCGGAACCGACGAUUUUGUUUUCACCGAGACCCGCUAGUGAGCUCGACGCGGCUGCUGUUAAGCUUCAAAAGGUUUACAAGAGCUACCGGACUCGAAGAAACCUUGCCGAUUGUGCCGUGGUGGUCGAGGAGUUAUGGUGGAAGGUAUUAGACCUUGCAGAGCUCAAACAAAGUUCUGUUUCGUUCUUCGAUGUUGAAAAACCUGAAUCUGCCGUUUCACGGUGGGCAAGAGCCAAAACAAGAGCGGCAAAGGUGGGAAAGGGUUUGUCCAAGGAUGAAAAGGCCCAGAAAUUAGCCCUUCAACACUGGCUUGAAGCUAUUGAUCCGAGACAUCGAUAUGGGCAUAACUUACACCUAUAUUACGACGUUUGGUUCUCAAGUGAAAGCUCUCAACCUUUCUUCUACUGGCUGGAUGUUGGAGAUGGGAAAGAAGUAAAUCUUGACAAAUGUCCAAGGAAGAAACUACAACAGCAGUGCAUCACAUAUCUUGGACCAAAAGAAAGGGAAGGAUAUGAGGUAAUAGUUGACAGCGGCAGGCUGGUUUUCAAACAAAGUGGGUCACCAGUGAAUACAACAGCAGAGCGCAAAUGGAUAUUUGUCCUCAGCACAAGUAGGGCCUUGUAUGUGGGUAGAAAGGAAAAGGGUACAUUUCAACAUUCGAGUUUUCUAGCCGGCGGUGCCACCACCGCAGCCGGAAGAUUGGUUGCUCGUGAUGGAGUUCUCGAGGCUAUAUGGCCAUAUAGUGGUCAUUAUCUCCCAACGGAAGAAAAUUUCAUGGAAUUCAUAAGCUUCCUUGAGGAAAAUCAUGUGAAUCUCACUAAUGUUAAGAGGUGUGCUAUCGAUGAUGAUCACCCAUAUGGGCAACCCCCGGCUCCUUUGGUCGGUUCUGAUGAAACCAGGAAGGUUGAUGGUGGUGAUGGAGGUGACAGCAUGAGGAGGGUGGAAACAGCCAAUCAUGACCGCAAUGAAAAGAUUAGAACUAAUCGUUCCAAGGCGCCAACACCAGUCGCCACUCCGGCUAAGAGAUUAUCAUUCAAGUGGACCACAGGGGUUGGACCCCGCAUCGGGUGCGUGCGCGACUACCCCACUAGUCUGCAGUCAAAAGCACUCGAACAAGUUAAUCUAUCACCAAGGGUUACUCCUGGAUUCAAGUUUGGUCCAAUUCCUUCACCAAGGCCGAGUCCAAGGAUCCAUCUUUCCCCAAAGAUUGCAGGCAUGGGACUGCCUAGUCCAAGGCCCAUAACCACAAGCUAACUAAGCCACUUCACUCAGUGAGAUGGACUCAAAAGAUUUACUGUCCACCCCCUCUAAAGCACUGCUUGUGCAAAAGGAAGAAUUGGAGAAUCUAUGCAAGGAGGAAGCA